Rattus rattus (black rat) is the source of this 799-nucleotide messenger RNA. It is a transcript of the gene Tmem240, whose product is annotated as transmembrane protein 240. Bases 278 to 799 code for a protein of 173 amino acids. The record is from RefSeq and is a predicted model, not a curated record. The transcript is spliced from 4 exons. Lineage: Eukaryota; Metazoa; Chordata; Mammalia; Rodentia; Muridae.
GAGGAGGGAGGGGGCCGCCGCGCGGACCGCAGGGAGCCGGGCGCAGGGAGCACCGGAGGGCGGAGCGGAGGGCUGCCAGCAACGGGCGACGGGCGAGCGACCCCACAACAGCCCCCACAUCUCUGCUGCCUGUGCCCGCGCCUGCCCCCGGGGUCCGCGGCGGCCCGGCGCGCGAGCGCUGACCUCUGCGGAGGCGGCGCGGGCUCAGCAUCGGGCCGGGGCCGGGAGGGCACCAGGGGCCGGGGGGCGGCGCUCUGGCCCGGCCCGGCCCCGCCCGAUGUCCAUGAGUGCGAACACCAUGAUCUUCAUGAUUCUGGGGGCGUCGAUCGUGAUGGCCAUCGCGUGCUUGAUGGACAUGAACGCGCUGCUGGACCGAUUCCAUAACUACAUCCUCCCGCACUUGCGGGGCGAGGACCGCGUCUGCCACUGCAACUGUGGCCGGCACCACAUUCACUACGUGAUCCCAUACGACGGGGACCAGUCGGUGGUGGACGCCUCUGAGAACUACUUUGUGACAGACAAUGUGACCAAGCAGGAGAUCGACCUUAUGCUGGGCCUGCUGCUGGGCUUCUGCAUCAGCUGGUUCCUGGUGUGGAUGGAUGGUGUCCUGCACUGUGCUGUGCGCGCCUGGAGGGCUGGUCGGCGCUAUGAUGGCUCGUGGACCUGGCUGCCCAAGCUGUGCAGCCUGCGGGAGCUGGGCCGGCGGCCACACAGGCCCUUCGAGGAGCCUACAGGGAACAUGGUGCACGUGAAGCAGAAGCUCUACCACAACGGCCACCCCAGCCCCCGGCACCUGUGA